AUGAGUUCGUUCCUGAUGCUUUCAAAGAGGGCCUCGGAAACUGACAUGCCCGUUAUGGUUCAGAUGCAGCAAAUACUUCGAGGAACUAAAAAUGCAGUGUCUUUGGCCCAGGGAGUGGUUCAUUGGCAACCUCCCAAGGAAGCAUUGGAAAAGGUGAAAGAACUUGUAUCUGAGCCUAUAGUCAGUCGUUAUGGUAAUGAUGAAGGCAUUCCUGAACUCAGAGCAGCAUUAAUAAAAAAGUUGCGUGAUGAAAAUAAUUUGCACAAAUCUUCAGUAAUGGUUACAGCUGGUGCCAAUCAGGCAUUUGUGAAUCUAGUGCUUACUCUGUGUGAUCCGGAUGAUUCCGUGGUUCUGUUUGCUCCUUACUACUUCAAUGCGUACAUGUCCUUCCAGAUGACUGGUGUUACCAAAAUACUAGUUGGUCCUGGUAGCCCAGACACACUUCAUCCUGAUGCAGAUUGGUUGGAAAGAAUAUUAUCAGAAACUAAACCGGCUCCAAAGCUUGUUACUGUUGUAAAUCCUGGCAAUCCAACUGGAACCUACAUUCCGGAGCCCCUUUUAAAGAGGAUUUCAGAUCUAUGCAAGAAGGCUGGCUCUUGGCUUGUUGUUGAUAAUACAUACGAGUAUUUUAUGUACGAUGGCCUGAAACAUUCUUGUCUCGAGGGAAAUCAUAUUGUUAAUGUUUUCUCAUUCUCAAAAGCAUAUGGAAUGAUGGGAUGGCGGGUUGGAUACAUAGCGUACCCCUCUGAAGUAGAAAACUUUGCUGAACAACUUCUCAAAGUUCAAGACAACAUUCCCAUCUGUGCGUCAAUACUCUCGCAGUAUCUUGCCCUGUAUUCGCUGGAACUAGGUCCUCAGUGGGUUGUUGACCGGGUAAAAAGUCUUGACAAGAACAGAGAAAUUGUUUUAGAAGCUCUCUCCCCUCUUGGAGAGGGUUCUGUGAAAGGAGGAGAGGGUGCCAUAUACCUUUGGGCGAAGCUCCCUCAUGGAAAUGCCUACGAUGAUUUUGAUGUAGUUCGCUGGCUAGCUAACAAGCAUGGGAUAGCAGUAAUCCCAGGAAAAGCAUGUGGUUGUCCCGGCAAUCUUAGAAUUUCUUUCGGAGGCUUGACAGAGAAUGAUUGCAGAGCUGCUGCAGAGAGACUGAAGAAAGGCUUAGAAGAAUUGGUUAGAGAUGGACUGCGUCAGUAA
Molecule: messenger RNA, 1188 nt
Organism: Sphenostylis stenocarpa
Lineage: Eukaryota; Viridiplantae; Streptophyta; Magnoliopsida; Fabales; Fabaceae
Source: the annotation of a GenBank genome assembly